This is a messenger RNA of Vicia villosa (hairy vetch), 1344 nucleotides long. RefSeq lists its product as uncharacterized. Lineage: Eukaryota; Viridiplantae; Streptophyta; Magnoliopsida; Fabales; Fabaceae. The record is from RefSeq and is a predicted model, not a curated record. The transcript has 4 exons. The coding region runs from base 273 to 689 and encodes 138 amino acids.
CCACUCAAGUCUUGACCAAUUACAGGACCUUCUCUUCUUUCAUUCUCAACAUUCAGCAGCGCCUCUUUCUCUCUCAACUUCUCUUUGUUCGAUUCACUUCAUCUGUCCCCUCUCUUCCACCGGUCACAAUCACAUACCGACCCACGAACGACGUCGACACGAUUCGAUCCACUCUCUCCUCCUUGCUCCCCGCCUGUCCACCGCCGCCUGCCUUCCCCUCUCUCCCAUUGCCCAUUGCUUUGUAGUGUAACUUUGUACAAAAAAAGCUUGAAAUGAGUGUUACAGCAAACCCAAAGAAAACUGCAGCUCCCCCGAUUGUUAAGUUGAACUCGGCCUUCAAACUGGCCGAGGCAUGGGUAAAAGGUAUGAGCGGAUCUGCAGAUGAUGAAACAAAGAAUGUGAAUAUGGAGGGUAGACCUCAUAAGCUUGGUCUAGGAGCAAGAGUUCCACGAGAAUCUAAAGUAGGGCUUUCGAAUGACCCUGUUGAAAGGAAAUUGCAAGCCAAAUUAGAUGCUGAUAAAAGAAAAGCAGCCAAUAUUGCCAGAGAGUCUACUCCGUAUGCAAGUGAGGCUUUAGAUGAUGACGAAGAUGAUGAAGACGAAAGCAGAACUAAUGCUUUUGCCAAGAGAAAGGCAGCAGUUCCGCUGUCACCGCCUAUAAUGGGAAAUAAGAAAAGGAAGCUACACUAAUAUUAAAGCUUUUUAAUGUAAGGUUUUGCAUUAUAGCUUAUUUUGCAUCUGCUUGGCUGUCAUGCUAGCUUCAACAAUGCAGUACUUUACUUCUGGCUGUCAUGAUUCAUAACUGUAUUUAAGCAUUUCUAUUUUGGAUGUAUCAUUUUGAUUGAGGGCUUAAUUGCCACUACUGUAGACUAAAAUAUGGUUGUAAAACACAUGUUAACUUGCUUAUGUAAAUGAGAUUUUCUUUUUAAUAGACAAAUUAUAUUAGUGGGUUAUUUUAGUUUCCAAAAUUCUGAUUAGUGUUCUGAUUAGUAUUCUAUCAGUGUCUCCAGGUCCAUAUGUAAAUAGUAGCUUGAGGACUACAUCACUAGCAUAUUUUGAGCACAUUAUAUCAUCAUUUUUUUUCAUUAAUUCUUCAAACAUUUAUUUUUUUUGACAGAAUUGUUCCAAGAUUUUUGGUAUAUUUAUUCUCCUAGAAAUGGAACAGCUUCAAAGUUAUUCCAAAAAAAAAAAAACAGCUUCAAAGCAUUAUGCAUUUUGUUCUUUUAUUAUCACAUAGUAUUAUUCACAUUUCUACUUGCUCUCUUCUUGAAUACUAAUACUAUGCUAAGCUGAGUUCACAUUUCAUUAUUUCCACACACACUCAAUACAAUAGGUUAACCAAAAA